AGUCCGAACCAAAGAACACAGUUUUGUUACACACAAACGGUUCCAAAAUCAACAAACACAUUUCAUGUACACUAACCCGCAGGUCUGUUACGUGACAGUUCACAAGUCAGAUUUAUCCAAAUUUAACCUUUUUUCCACUGAAGAAAAAAAGAAGAAUCACCAACUGUUGGUGGAUUGAGUGUCUCCUCGACUGCAGCCAUGCUCUCCUUAUCAGCCCCACCCCACCUCUACCUGAGUCUCCUCCUCUUCUGUCGUACUCCUCAUCCUGUUUUCUCCUGCCGAAUCGGAAACCUCAGUCAGUGUGAGUCUGCUGAAUUUGUACCGGGCCACAACCUGGUUGGGGAGGGCUUUGACGUGGUCACCCUGCAGCAUAAAGGAGCCUACCUGAUUGACGUGAGGACUUACCUCACUGAAGAUAGCAGCUGUACUCUCUGCUCCAACCCUCUUCAAGGCAACAGGCUGCAGAAACUGCCAACCUCUGUAGUGGACUGGCGUGCAUUCAGUGGAUGCAAUGGUAACAUCUACAAAAAUGAAGACCACAGUGUUAGCUCACUGAUUAACACCUACAGCUCCCAGGCCGGUGACGACUGGAUGGCUGAUUUACAUCUAUCUGUGUCAAACAACUUGGAGGUUAGAGGAACUCGAUCCUCUGUGUAUAAGUUUGCCUCCCAAAUGACCAGACAGGACCGCUACUUUUUCAGCACUCAUGGCGUUUCCUGCAGCCAUUAUCGUUACCGCGUGUCCAACACACCAUCGCUCAGUCCCGAGUUCAGGAACCAUUUGAACAGUCUUCCGAGUCAAUACGACUCCAGCACCAGGGCUCAGUACAAUCAACUCAUACAUACCUAUGGAACACACUACAUCCGCCAGGUUCAUCUUGGAGGCCGACUCAGGCGAGUCACAGCUAUCAGAACCUGUUUGUCAACACUGAAUGGACUCUCCUCCAGCGAAGUCCACUCCUGCUUAUCACUGGGUUUCUCUGUGGGCCUGGGGAAGAUAACGUUUCCUGUUAAACACUCUUGCAGUAGUGUCCUAUUUAACCAGCCCACCCAGCACAGAUAUUAUCUCUACCAGCACUACACAGAGGUGAUAGGAGGCACUGGUUGGCCAGGCGAGUUUUCUCUCACUCACAAUGACUCCCUGGGCUACAGGAAUUGGCUGAAAAGCCUUAAGGAGCAUCCAGAUAUUGUUUCAUACAGCAUUAGGCCAAUGUAUGAGCUGGUACCUGAUCAGACACAGAAGAAAGGGAUAAAGGCUGCCAUAGAGCAGUACUUACAAGACAAGGCCGUGAGAAAGUCACCCAGUGAACCAUAUUGUGGGUUGCACACGCCCAACAUGGCCCCCAACUGCUGUCCUCUACAAACCAUGAGGGGAACACUGGAGGUGACCAUCAUCGGAGCCCAGGAUCUAUUCGGAGAUGAUGCCAGCCAGACUGACGGCUAUGCUAAAGUGUUUCAUGGUUCCAGCUAUCACAAGACACCUGUGAUCUCAUCUGACAACCCAGUGUGGAACAGUCACUUCAAUCUGGGCAAGGUGGACACAAACUUGGAAAUUAAGGUCCAGGUCUGGGACCAGGACUGGCACUAUGAUGACCUGCUGGGAUUAUGUACAAGACACCUGACCCAGGGGACGCACCUAAUCCGCUGUACAGCAUACUCAGGUCACUUUGAUUUCAGUUACACUCUGACCUGUGACCCUCACCUGACUGGAGAAAAGUGUGAACUUUACAAACCAUCUUCACGGUGAGAAAUACAGUGGAUUUUCUUUAAAUUACAACUAAUAUCACAUGUCAGCAUCCAUUUUUGUAUUCAAAAGAAACGUCAGUGUGUUUUAAUGUAUUCUCAGUAGUCUUUGACAGUAACCAGCAGUGUGACUAUUUUGUCUGCCUGUACUAGACCGCUGACUUCACUGCAUUAUGCAAUGUUUAAUUAGAUGUAUCAAAAUGUUUCCAUCUAUGUAAAAGCAGCAAAAGAAAUGCUCUCAAAGGAGAACACAGGUCAAGAGAUUGGCAGAGCAAAUGAGGACACAAAAGGUGACUCAUGUCAGAAGAUUACUUUGUUUUUUUUGGUUUGGUUUAAGUGUCACAGUGGUUCACUGAUACACAAGUACUGAUAACAUCAUACAUUUCAUUUACCACCAUUAAGACAUCAUAACAUUCAGUUUUCUCGUUUGCAUUUGUUAAAUGUUCAGUCAGUUAUCCUUUCAACUAAAGACUCGUUUGGUUGGACAAAUAAAAAAGGGCCGUGAGCAUUGUCACUUUGUAUAUAUUUUGUACAUAAUCAAGUUGAGUUUAAUGAUCAGCUGCUGUGAUCUUUGUGAGUGAUGCUUUUUCGGUGGUGGGUCAGUUUACAUUUGUACUUCACAGUGUAAAAGGUAUAAUUUUCCAAUUUUAGUUAUUUACGUAACUGUCAAAUCCUCAUUUUGUCAAUUUUGUGUGACCUUCUUGUGUAAUUAAAG
Acanthopagrus latus (yellowfin seabream) is the source of this 2457-nucleotide messenger RNA. RefSeq names its product perforin-1-like. The coding region runs from base 199 to 1746 and encodes 515 amino acids. The record is from RefSeq and is a predicted model, not a curated record. The transcript has 10 exons. Lineage: Eukaryota; Metazoa; Chordata; Actinopteri; Spariformes; Sparidae.